Messenger RNA from Ogataea philodendri, 603 nucleotides. RefSeq lists its product as uncharacterized. The transcript has 2 exons. The record is from RefSeq and is a predicted model, not a curated record. Bases 1 to 603 code for a protein of 200 amino acids. Gene Ontology annotation, cellular component: nucleosome. NCBI's taxonomy places the organism in Eukaryota, Fungi, Ascomycota, Pichiomycetes, Pichiales, Pichiaceae. Gene Ontology annotation, molecular function: structural constituent of chromatin; protein heterodimerization activity; DNA binding.
AUGUCCGGUGGAAAAGGUGGAAAAGCAGGCUCUUCUGAAAAAGCUUCAACUUCAAGAUCGUCCAAGGCUGGAUUGACCUUCCCAGUCGGAAGAGUCCACAGAUUGCUCAGAAACGGUAACUACGCUCAAAGAGUUGGUUCCGGUGCCCCAGUCUACUUGACUGCUGUUUUGGAAUACUUGGCUGCCGAAAUUUUGGAAUUGGCCGGUAACGCUGCUAGAGACAACAAGAAGAGCAGAAUUAUCCCAAGACACUUGCAAUUGGCCAUCAGAAACGAUGAGGAAUUGAACAAGUUGCUCGGUCAUGUGACCAUCGCUCAAGGUGGUGUUUUGCCAAACAUCCACACUGACUUGCUCCCAAAGAAGAUUGGCAAGAAAGAGUCUCAGGAAUUCAGUCCCGCCGCUAAUCAAUCCACAGUAAUGCCAGUCAGAAGAGUGAUCAAGUUCGUUAGAGAACAAUACGAGUCUAUCUCCAACAGACUCAACAACAACACCAAGAAGGAGGAGACUCCAGCUGAGGAGGCUGCUCCAGUCGAAGAGGGAGCUGAAGAAGCUGCUCCAGCUGAAGAAGCUCCAGCUGAGGAGGCUGAACCUGCCGCCAAAUAA